AUGAUCGAUAAGACAUAGAAGUUUAUAAUUUAUACGAUGAUAAUAUAUUAUAUGCAAGUGUUAUAAAAAGUAAUAAAGAAUAACAAAACUAAACAUAAAUAAACUAAUAAUAAUAAUAAUAAAGGUAAUAGUAAUUGUAAUAGUAAAAGUAAUAUUAAUAGUAAAAACAUUAAUAAUAAUAGUAAUAUUAAUAAUAGUAAAAGUAAUAAUAUAAGCAAUAAAACUAGUAAUAGUAAAAGUAAUAAUAAAUGUAAUAAUAAUAAGAAUAGGAAUAUGAAUAAUAAAAUAAUUAAUAAUAAUAAUAAUAAUAAAUAUAGAUAUAGAUACAAUAAAAUACAUAAGCAUAUGUAUAAGAAUUAUAAUUAAAAUAAGAAAAAUCUUAAAUAAGAUAAUAAAUAUAAAAUUAACAAUUUACAUAAACAUUAGAAUAAAUAUAAACAUAAGAACAAUAAUAAAAACAAACAUAAUAUUUAAAUAAAAUAUAAGAAAAUAAAUAAAUUGAAGAAUAAUAAUAAAAACAUUUAUAUGAAUAAAUUUAAAAUAUAGAAUUAACAUAAAAAUAAGAAUAAUACUAAUAAAAACAAAUAUAAAAAUAAUCAUAAAAUCAAAUAUAAUAUUAAAAAUAAAUAAAAGAAUAAUCAUAAAAUUAAACAUAAGAAUAAUCAUCAUCUAUUCAUGCAUAUUCAUAAACAUAAACAUAAACAUAAACAUAAGCAUAAACAUAAGCAUAAACAUAAAUAUAAACAUAAACAUAAGCAUAAACAUAAAUAUAAACAUAAGCAUAAAUAUAAACAUAAAUAUAAACAUAAAUAUAAACAUAAAUAUAAACAUAAACAUAAACAUAAACAUAAACAUAAAUAUAAACAUAAACAUAAACAUAAACAUAAACAUAAACAUAAACAUAAACAUAAACAUAAACAUAAACAUAAACAUAAACAUAAACAUAAACAUAAACAUAAACAUAAACAUAAACAUAAACAUAAACAUAAACAUAAACAUAAACAUAAGCAUAAGCAUAAGCAUAAGCAUAAGCAUAAGCAUAAACAUAAACAUAAACAUAAACAUAAAAAUAAACAUAAGCAUAAACUUAAUAAAACUAAAUAAUCAAUACUAUAGUAGAAGUUAAUUAAAAAAAUAAAAGUAAAAAAUUAAGAUUAACAACAAAUGCUUUUGAACCAACUAUACAUCAUUAAAUAUAAAUGGAAAGAUUUUAGUUAAAUAAAAUUGUAAAUAAUUAAGAAAAAUUUAACCUUUAAAAUUUUUUCCUUGAAAAAUUAAAAAGUUAAAGCGAAUAACAAGAAGAGAAACAAAUAAAUUAAGAUUGCUCUUGGCGUUAUUUUUUAAGUGAUUAAAAAAAGGAGAAUAUGCUACUUUUUAAUAGUUUAAUGAUAAAAAGUAGUCAUACAAGUAGUAAUAGUAGUUUAGGUAGUAGAAUUAGUAAUGGCUUUAGAUAAAAUGCAUAAAAUACAUAUAAAAAUCAUUAGAAUUAUUAUUAAUAAACAUUAGCUGCUAUAAAUGGAAGUUUUACUUAAAAUAAUAAUACUCCUAAUUUAAUAAAUUCUUCAAAUAAUUUAAAUAACAGUAUGACAAAUAAUAAUAUUGUGAAUAGCUCUAAUAAUUUAAAUAAUAUAAUAAACAAUAAAAACUAAUUAUUUUGA
This is a messenger RNA of Ichthyophthirius multifiliis, 1658 nucleotides long. RefSeq lists its product as hypothetical. The record is from RefSeq and is a predicted model, not a curated record. The transcript has 3 exons. NCBI's taxonomy places the organism in Eukaryota, Ciliophora, Oligohymenophorea, Hymenostomatida.